This is a messenger RNA of Castor canadensis (American beaver), 1892 nucleotides long. It is a transcript of the gene Calr, whose product is annotated as calreticulin. The record is from RefSeq and is a predicted model, not a curated record. Gene Ontology annotation, cellular component: endoplasmic reticulum membrane; endoplasmic reticulum. Gene Ontology annotation, molecular function: calcium ion binding. Gene Ontology annotation, biological process: ERAD pathway; protein folding. NCBI's taxonomy places the organism in Eukaryota, Metazoa, Chordata, Mammalia, Rodentia, Castoridae.
AGCCGCUGCUGGAGGAUCGUUUUAAAGGGCCCGCGCGCCGCCGCCCCCUCGGCCCGCCAUGCUGCUACCCGUGCCGCUGCUGCUCGGCCUUCUCGGCCUGGCCGUCGCUGAGCCCGCCGUGUACUUCAAGGAGCAGUUUCUGGACGGAGAUGAUUGGACCUCCCGCUGGAUCGAAUCCAAACACAAGUCAGAUUUUGGCAAAUUCGUCCUCAGUUCCGGCAAGUUCUAUGGUGACCAGGAGAAGGAUAAAGGACUGCAAACUAGCCAGGAUGCCCGCUUUUAUGCCCUGUCGGCAAGAUUUGAGCCUUUCAGCAACAAGGGCCAGACGCUGGUGGUGCAAUUCACCGUGAAGCAUGAGCAGAACAUUGACUGUGGGGGCGGCUACGUGAAGCUGUUUCCGAGUAGUUUGGACCAGAAGGACAUGCACGGAGACUCGGAAUAUAACAUCAUGUUCGGACCGGACAUCUGUGGCCCUGGCACCAAGAAGGUUCAUGUCAUUUUCAACUAUAAGGGCAAGAACGUGCUAAUCAACAAGGACAUCCGGUGCAAGGAUGAUGAAUUCACACACCUGUACACACUGAUUGUCCGGCCUGACAACACCUAUGAGGUGAAGAUUGACAACAGCCAAGUGGAGUCCGGCUCCUUGGAGGACGAUUGGGACUUCCUGCCCCCCAAGAAGAUAAAGGAUCCUGAUGCUGUCAAGCCAGAAGACUGGGAUGAGCGCGCCAAGAUUGAUGACCCCACAGAUUCCAAACCUGAGGACUGGGACAAGCCAGAACACAUCCCUGAUCCUGAUGCUAAGAAGCCAGAGGACUGGGAUGAAGAGAUGGAUGGAGAGUGGGAACCACCAGUGAUUCAAAACCCUGAGUACAAGGGCGAGUGGAAGCCACGGCAAAUUGACAACCCCGAUUACAAGGGCACCUGGAUCCACCCUGAAAUUGACAACCCUGAGUACUUCCCAGAUGCCAGUAUCUAUGCUUAUGACAACUUUGCUGUGCUGGGCCUGGAUCUCUGGCAGGUCAAGUCUGGCACCAUCUUUGACAACUUCCUCAUCACCAACGAUGAGGCAUAUGCAGAGGAAUUUGGCAAUGAGACGUGGGGUGUCACAAAGGCAGCAGAAAAGCAGAUGAAGGAUAAACAGGACGAGGAGCAGAGGCUUAAAGAAGAGGAGGAGGACAAGAAGCGCAAGGAGGAGGAGGAGGCGGAGGACAAGGAGGAUGAGGAAGACAAAGAUGAGGAUGAGGAUGAUGAAGAGGACAAGGAGGAAGAUGAAGAGGAAGAUACUGCUGGCCAGGCCAAGGACGAGCUGUAGAGGCCAUGCCACCCACCUCCAGGGCUGGACUGAGGCCUGAGCGCUCGUGCUGCAGAGCCCGGCCGCGCCAAAUAAUGUCUCUAUGAGACUCGAGAACUUUCAUUUUUUUUCCAGGCGGGUUCAGAUUUGGGGUGGAGUUCAGUUUUGUUCCCCCCGCCUUUCUUUUUUUUUUUUUCUUUUUUUUUUUUUUACUGGUAUUUUGUUUUCAAUUCUCCUUCAGCCCUCUCCCCUGGCUCUCAUCUUUGUUAAUCAACAUCUUUCCCUUUUCUCUCCCCUUCUCUCCCCAUCCCUGAGUUACUACCCUCCAACUUUGGGGGCAGGAGUGUGAAGGAGAAGCCCUAGGCUUGAGAUUCUAUCUGCUGUCCUUCCUGGAGCCCAGAGGGGGGCAGGAGAAAGGGGUGUGGCAUCUCUGGCCCCCCCCAGCACUGAGGAAGAAUGGGGCUCUUCCUGUCCUCCCUUUUCCUCUCCCCUGCCCCAGGACUGGACCACUUCUGGGUGGGGCAGUGGGUUGUAGCUCAGCUCACACUGAGAAUGUAAGAACUACAAACAAAAUUUCUAUUAAAUUAAGUUUUGUGUCUUC